Molecule: messenger RNA, 1869 nt
Organism: Brenthis ino (lesser marbled fritillary)
Lineage: Eukaryota; Metazoa; Arthropoda; Insecta; Lepidoptera; Nymphalidae
Source: the annotation of a GenBank genome assembly
AUGAUUUUUGCCAUUUGGAUCAUUACAGGAUGCUUUACAUUAGCCUCAUCACAAUUUCCUCCUGGCUUCGGCUUACCAGCAAUCAUACAUGUCGACCGCAACUGGCUCGUGAUGUCCACUGACCCUAUAGGUGCUAUAGUCACAAGGGUAUUCACAGAUAGAACAGGAUCGCGACCAGUCACAUAUGGACUAGAAACAAGUGGGCCGCCUACUCCAUUCACAAUCGAUCCUACUUCCGGUGUUGUUACUGUCAACGAUACUUUAAAGGAUAAGGAAAAUAAAUCUUACUCACUAUGGGUAACUGCCUCCGACGGAAGUUCUAUUCCACAAAGAACAGAAGUUUUUGCAACAAUAACAGAUAGAUCUGGCUCGAGACCAAAUGUACCUAGACCACCACCGUUCCCCAUACCAAGCUACCCUAACGUUCCACUGCCACCAAAGUUUACAAGAACUACUCAAAGAAUUACCAAAGCUCCAGAAAUGUUUGUUGAGGAUAUAACUGUACCUGAUACUACAACUACUACUACUGCUGCUACUAUAAUUAAUCCUAUUAAAGAAGAUGAAAAUGAACCACACAAAAACAAAAUGGUCGAUACACAAGAACCAAAACGUAACAAUACCAAAGUAGCUGUUUCAGAAACUGAAAUUGGAAACGACCUCCCGCUUACAGUUAUACCUGUUGUUGCUAUUGGUGGACUAGUAGCUGUAGUGGCUGGAGUUAUAAUAUUUGUAUGGAAAAAGAAUGAAGCUAAAAAAUCAAAGAAGGAAAAGGAUGAUAUGAGCAAAGACUCGAGUGGCAUCGUGCUUCAAGAUUCACAUGCCUUCAAUAUGUGGGAUCGCCCACGAGCCUAUUCAAAUCGUUAUGAGUCCUGGGAUAACAACCAUUUGCAACUUUCCGAAGAAACAACGAUAAGCAAAGAUGAGCCUCGCGAUGAAUGGGAAUUUCCGAGACAUCGAAUAAGAAUAUUUAAUAUUGUCGGUGAAGGUGCCUUCGGACAAGUAUGGCGAGCACAAGCUAUUGAUAUAGACGGUAAAAAAGGAGAGCAGACAGUUGCUGUGAAAACUUUAAAAGAAAAUGCGUCAGAAAAGGAGAAAACCGAUUUAAUACAAGAGUUAACUGUUAUGAAGAAUUUGGGAAACCAUCCAAACGUAGUCAGGCUCAUAGGAUGUUGCACUGAAAAGGAACCAACAUUCGUGAUCAUGGAAUUUGUCAGUCUGGGCAAACUACAACAAUUUUUAAGGGACUCUCGGGCUGAGCGCCACUACGGUAACACACAUGGUGGCAGUCAGUUCCUCACUUCGAGAGACCUCACGCACUUCGCUUUCCAAGUCGCGAGGGGCAUGGACUUCCUUAGUUCUAAUGGGAUAAUACACAGAGAUCUGGCUGCUCGUAACGUCCUCAUCACUGAAGACAGAACGUGCAAAGUUGCCGAUUUCGGUUUUGCAAGGGACGUGGCAGGAACUCACGUAUAUGAAAGAAAAAGCGAUGGACGUUUGCCAAUACGAUGGAUGGCACCAGAGUCGUUAUACGACGAUAUAUUUAGUGUUAAGUCUGAUAUUUGGAGUUUUGGAGUGCUUCUAUGGGAGAUUGUGACAUUAGGCUCCACUCCGUACCCGGGCCUUUCAGCUGGAGAUGUUAUGAGAAAGGUGCGAGAUGGACAUCGUUUAGAAAAGCCAGAACACUGUCGACGAGAGCUCUACAAUAUUAUGUAUUAUUGUUGGGAGGCUGAACCCACUUCACGGCCUGACUUUAAAGAAGUAGUCUCAAUGUUAGAGCGUUUAUUGUGUACUGAAAUGGACUAUAUCGAACUAGAGCGAUUUCCCGACCACUCUUAUUAUAAUGUACAGCAUUUAGAUGGGGAGAAGUUA